Physcomitrium patens is the source of this 1623-nucleotide messenger RNA. Lineage: Eukaryota; Viridiplantae; Streptophyta; Bryopsida; Funariales; Funariaceae. The record is from RefSeq and is a predicted model, not a curated record.
UCUCCAUCACCCUAGUUUGCUUGCAUCCACAUUUACUCCGACAUGAAUCUCGUUUCUGCAGCAACAGAAGUCUGGCUCCAUCGACCAGGCUGGCUUCGCCUUGCACUCUCUCAUCGUCCCGUUCUUUUUUGUUCUGCUCCUUACCAGAGUCAUGGAUCGAAAUCAGCGUUCGGUCUUCUGGUGAGGAGGAGUCAGAAUGACCGCAAGUCGAUCGAUCGGAGGGAAGAGCUUCUUUUUUUUAUUGAAGUUGAUCGUGAUCGUAGAACAGAAGUUGUCGUCAGACCGUGGAUCCACCCUCUGAACAUCUCCGGCAACUUUUACUUGGUUCCGAUCUCGUACACGCAACAAGGAAGGAUCUUAGCUUUUUGAUAUAAAGCUUUGGGCCAUCUGCAAGUCAUGUGUUCGCCAGAUUCAAGUCGCUGUGCCUCUAGAUUCCUCACUUGCAGCAGACGCCCAAUUCUUUCUAACCAUCACGUCGUGGGCGACUGUUGAGUUUGAGGUGUGGAGCUCUGCAUCUUCUUCUCGGCAUGGUUGUCGCGGCGGCGAGGAGUAAUGACAUGGCAGCUUGAAAGACGAUUGACAACAGAGUUUGAUCAAUUCUUUGUUUGUACAGUGUAAUUAGAACAGGCGAAUAUGGAGAGGAUGAGCCCCACCUUGCAAGUACGGCAUGGAGCCGUUCUGAACUUCAAGCCUUCGCACAGAGCAGUUCCCUCCGAUUUAAUCUUCAGAGUGAGGUGCGCAGCUCGCGCACCAAGACCUCGUGAAGAAGCCGCGGUCAGCAAGAAGUGGACGACAGAAGAUGUGGACAACACCGGGUUGUCUUGUCGGAAGCGAAGGGAGAUGAAUUGCGGGCGUAGGCGAGUGUUGGCCGGCCUGGUGUCCCCGCUGCUGUUCAAAUACUCUCUACCUUUGGGCAGACAGACGGCAAGCGCAGCCGAUGCUACGGAGGAUCCAGUUGAAAUGGCAGUGGUGGCUGUUUUGGACGCACGUGACAUGAUUCCUGCGCUCUCAACGUUUCUUCUCCAAGCAAAGUCAAAGUUCGGACCAUCCUCCGAAUGCAAGACUCGGCUUAAGGCCCUCACUCUCGUGUACAAUCGCCUGAAGAUUAACUUACCGAGACUAGUUGAAGAGCUGGAGCUUAACGAAGACUUCUCCGAACAGCUGCUGCAAGGGUUGGCCCUGGUGGAAGAGGAUAUGUGCUCCCAAAGCAUGGUGUCCUCGCCCGGCAGCUUGAUCGAGAACCAAACCAUUUCUAGAGUAAACGUGGAAGGCUCGCUCAAGUCGCUUAAGCUAGCUCGCAGCAAAGUAGAUGUGCUCCUUCAACAGGUUCCAAGCCAGCUCCUGGAGCUUGCGCAGUUAGCACGAGGAGUCCGCCCUAUGGCUUGAAGCUUUACUCUUCAGAAUCUGUUUUAGUUCAUCAGUGAAGCGUGGUAUUGCUCUUAUACAGUAGUGUAGAACAUUGGCAUGGUAGACUUACAGGAAUUGUACAGUAGAGAUGAUACAAUGGAUACCAAAGAAAUUCUAGAGAGAUUUCAACCGCCUGUGAUUUAAGUGUUAACUUGAGUUCUAUAUCAAUGAUUGAAACGAGAAGCGGCUUCUCAACAUCGUUUCCAUCCUUUUUAA